This is a messenger RNA of Solea solea (common sole), 1818 nucleotides long. RefSeq names its product phosphatidylinositol glycan anchor biosynthesis, class W (gene pigw). Gene Ontology annotation, cellular component: membrane; endoplasmic reticulum. Gene Ontology annotation, molecular function: glucosaminyl-phosphatidylinositol O-acyltransferase activity. NCBI's taxonomy places the organism in Eukaryota, Metazoa, Chordata, Actinopteri, Pleuronectiformes, Soleidae. The transcript has 3 exons. Bases 290 to 1762 code for a protein of 490 amino acids. The record is from RefSeq and is a predicted model, not a curated record. Gene Ontology annotation, biological process: GPI anchor biosynthetic process; protein localization to plasma membrane.
UCAAGGACAAAAACUUCCCAACCGCUGCCUCUGCCUCCCUCCAGGCUGACUGAGUGACUGAGCCUCCUUUACUUCCCGCCCUCCUCCCUCCUCUUGCUGUUCCAUGGGUCAGCUGUCUACCAGUACAGACAAGUUGCCUGAAAUCCGAGCUGCCCUGAAUGCGUCUUAGGACUGAAUACGGAAGUGGUUAAAGGCGCUCUCGCGUAAACUCAGUAAAUACUGUGCUUACUGUAAAACAGGUGUUUUAUAAAACAGCAUUUUCCUCUCCAACGCGUCAAAAACCCUGGCCAUGACUCAGAGGGACCUGAAGGAAGCGUUUGUCAGUAAUCUCAAUGGGACCAGUCUACAGGAGGUUGUACUGGGUACAUCUCUCUCACCAGUCUGCCUUCUCAACAGAGGUCUGAUGUUGAUCCUCAUCCAUCAGGUCAAAGGGACUCUUCCACUGCCUCUUCCACAGAUUUCUCACCUGCUCCUAGACUUUUCUGUGCUUAUUCUCCCCCUCGUCGUGUCCUGCACCGUCCUGAGUGACGUUCUUCACCACGUCAUAGUGAUCUUGAUCUUUGUCUCAGCUUGUGUGUUUUGCUACAUCCGCCCUUCUACACAGCACCCAAAGACCAGUGUCAGCACCUUUCUUCAGAAUCAUGUUCAGUUCAACCAGGUUCCCUUUGUGACUGCCUUCAGAGUGUUUAUAAAUGUGAAAACAGCCAUCAGCAUUCUUGCUGUAGACUUCAGUGCCUUCCCAAGGCGAUAUGCUAAAACAGAAACCUAUGGGACAGGGGUUAUGGACUUUGGCGUUGGAGCUUAUGUCUUUGCAAAUGGCCUUGUGUGUCCAGAAGCUCGGAGAAAGAACAUCUCUGGAUCAAAGAUGAAUCAUAUCACGAAGCAGCUUGUGUCCGUCUGGCCCCUGGUUGUUCUUGGUCUGGGAAGGCUGGCCAGUGUCAAAAUGACACAUUACCACGAGCAUGUGACAGAAUAUGGUGUCCACUGGAAUUUCUUCUUCACACUUGCUGUUGUUAGAGUUGUGGCUUCCAUGCUUUUGGCCGUUUUACCAGUCAGUCAGGCGUGGGUCCUUUCCCUUGUGCUUAGUGGGCUUUAUCAGUGCACUCUGGAGACAACAGGGCUAAAGGCGUUCAUUAUGCACAACAACAACAGAGAUAAGGACUUUCUGCAUGCUAACAAGGAGGGCAUAUUCUCUACAGUGGGCUAUGUUGCCAUCUACAUGGCAGGUGUUCAAGUUGGACUUUAUGUGAUGCAGCUGAGAUCCCACAUUAAAGAGUGGCUUAAAGCAAUUUUAAGUCUCCUAUUUGUUAGUUUUGUGCUGUAUGCUGCUUUGUACAUGUGUCAGACACUGGUGGUGCCAGUGUCUCGCAGAUUAGCUAAUUUACCAUUCUGUCUCUGGAGUGUUGCACAGUCUUUGUUUUUCCUUUCCUGCCUUGGUUUAGUUGAUAUGGUUUUACUGUUCUCCAAAACAAUAUCAGGUUGUCAUUUUGUGACCUCAUCGUGGAGCUUGCAUAAAAAACACCCAAACUCUGACGGAAAGACUGUCGUCAUCGAAAGAUUCUGUUUGGUUCAAGCUGUUGCCAGGAAUCAGCUGUUAUUUUUCCUGCUUGCAAAUGUCAUGACAGGACUGACCAACUCAGUCGUGGACACGCUUCAUUGUAGCAGUUCAUUUUCAGUUUGUGUUUUGUUAAUUUACAUGUUCACUAAUUGCUCUGUAACAUAUGUUUUACACCUAUAUGGGAUUACAGUGAAAUUCUGGUGACUUUAAAACAUACUUUACACAGUAUGACAUGCACUGAUAAAUUAAUUUGAAACUUG